GUCCGUCAAGAUGUACAAAGCUGCCUGUUUGGUUUUGGCCCUGUUCGCCGUUGCCCUCGCGGUUCCCUCGACUUAUGAUACCGAGCACGUGUGGAAGGCAGGAAACCUUUCGUACGUCGUUCCCGAUAAUGCCGUUUUGGGUGGCUUCGAUCCUUAUGGAUUCAAUACCUAUGUGGGCCGUGUGAUUUACGCCAACAGCAUCCUGCCCGCCCGCGUGGUGGUGGAAACUGGAGUGGCCUACUUCAAUACCGAGACCCUCUCCUCGAAACUCCUGGUGUACGACAUCCUGGUGGCGGAGCGCAAUGUGAACUACGUUUGGGUGAGGAGUUUCGACGGGUUCUACGAGAAGGGAGCCGUGGCCGUGGGCACCACCAACAAAAACGAGCGGGUGUUCUGCUGUCGGGCCAAGACCGAUGGAGGAGUCCUGAUCGGCACCCUCCUCCUCAGCCAGAAGCUCUGCAUCAUCAAGCACGAGACCCUGGCCCUCCGAAAGUUCGACAAGUACGAGGUUCUGGUGGCCCAGGCCAAGGGAAAUGGAACUCUCUACUAGAAUCAUUUGUUUAGACACAAACAAGAACGAAGAUCUCUAGGAAAAACAAAGUCGGAGUACAACUGGAUUCUCUUAACAAAAUAAAAAAAAUCGAUUUUACAA
This is a messenger RNA of Drosophila ficusphila, 652 nucleotides long. RefSeq lists its product as uncharacterized. The transcript is spliced from 2 exons. Lineage: Eukaryota; Metazoa; Arthropoda; Insecta; Diptera; Drosophilidae. The record is from RefSeq and is a predicted model, not a curated record. Bases 11 to 550 code for a protein of 179 amino acids.